Molecule: messenger RNA, 582 nt
Organism: Nerophis lumbriciformis (worm pipefish)
Lineage: Eukaryota; Metazoa; Chordata; Actinopteri; Syngnathiformes; Syngnathidae
Product: acylphosphatase-2-like
Molecular function (GO): acylphosphatase activity
Source: RefSeq, a predicted model, not a curated record
GCGCGUGCACAGCAGAGUGACGGAUGACAAAAGGUCCCGAGCUCCUCUUCCUCCUCUUCAUCUGUGCUGACGUCACGGGGACGGUCAACAUGUCAACAGGAAGUGGAUUGGUGUCGGUGGACUUUGAAGUCUUUGGUCACGUUCAAGGAGUUUGCUUCAGGAUGUACACUGAGAAGGAGGCGGGGCUCCUGGGUGUGGUGGGCUGGGUGAAGAACACCCACAGUGGGACGGUGGUGGGUCAUCUCCAAGGUCCUUCUGAUGCCGUGGAGGAGAUGAAAGUGUGGCUGAGCAAAGUAGGAAGUCCCGGCAGUCGCAUCAGCAGAACUUCCUUCAGCAACUCCAACAACAUCAACAAGCUGGAGAUGAGCGGCUUUCACACUCGCUACUGAACACCUGAGGAACACCUGAAGUACACCUGAGGUCCUUCACCUGUCCUAUACCUACUGUUUCCUGUCACAUGCUCCUAUAUGUCUUUUUACUAUCUCUUUUAUUUUGUAGGCUCUCCUUGUGCUACUUCCUGCCUGUGCUGUGUGCACACCUGCAUGCACCACCACUUUUUGCACAGUAAACACAAAUUAUGUC